Messenger RNA from Nestor notabilis (Kea), 389 nucleotides. RefSeq names its product transmembrane 6 superfamily member 1-like. The transcript is spliced from 4 exons. The record is from RefSeq and is a predicted model, not a curated record. Gene Ontology annotation, cellular component: lysosomal membrane. The annotation marks the transcript as partial. Lineage: Eukaryota; Metazoa; Chordata; Aves; Psittaciformes; Psittacidae.
UUCCUGGAUAAUUGUUCCAGUUGGAUUGCUGGUUCUGGUUUUUAUUGCUCUAUUGGCUCGUGUUCUCGUCAAAAGAAAACCACCCAAGGACCCUCUGUUUUAUGUUUAUGCUGUAUUUGCCUUUACCAGUGUAGUGAAUCUAAUAAUUGGACUUGAACAGGAUGGAAUUAUUGAUGGAUUCAUGACUCAUUACUUGAGAGAGGGUGAACCGUAUCUGAACACUGCAUAUGGCCACGUGAUCUGCUACUGGGAUGGCUCCGUUCAUUAUCUGAUGUACCUGUUGAUGGUGGCAGCUAUUGCAUGGGAACAAAGCUAUAGAACCAUUGGCCUCUACUGGCUAGGUUCCAUUAUCAUGAGCAUCAUUGUCUUUAUGCCUGGAAACAUUGUGG